Molecule: messenger RNA, 5342 nt
Organism: Mytilus trossulus (common blue mussel)
Lineage: Eukaryota; Metazoa; Mollusca; Bivalvia; Mytilida; Mytilidae
Product: insulin-like growth factor 2 mRNA-binding protein 2
Exons: 16
Coding region: 64-1884 (606 amino acids)
Biological process (GO): nervous system development; regulation of gene expression
Cellular component (GO): cytoplasm; nucleus; cytosol
Molecular function (GO): mRNA 3'-UTR binding
Source: RefSeq, a predicted model, not a curated record
CCCUUAUGCAGAAGAGUCCAUAUUGUCAGAUUCCUACGCCAUCAAUAAGUUUAGCCACCUAGCAUGUUCAGGGUGUACUGUGGAAACUUGUCACCGGCGGUCAACGAGGAAACGCUGCGUGACCUCUUUGAAGAACACGAUAUAGAAAUUGCCGGCAACGUUCUGGUGAAAAGAAACUACGCUUUCGUUGACUGUCCUGAUCAAGAAAACGUCGACAAAGCUAUUGAUAAAUUGAAUCAGUAUAAUUUGCUGGGAUCCGUCAUGCAGGUGGAACCAUCCAACUCCAGAAGAAGGAGGCCAUCCAACAAAAUACAGAUCAGAAACUUGCCUUCUCAUGUGACACGUGAAGAAACAGAAAGUCUUGUCUCUCCUUUUGGAAAUGUAGUGAAAUGUGAACAAGUUGGUGCAGAAGCUCUGGUCUAUGUUACAUUUGAGACUCCAGAACAGGCUCAACAAGCUGUUGCUGGUUUGAAUGGUUUUGAAUUCCAAGAUAGAAUGCUGAAAGUAGAUUUUGCUAACAACAGACCCCCUAUGAACAACAACAACAGAAGGAGAAUGAAUGGACAGAAUCAACAACAAAACAGGCAACCAGAAUUUCCUAUGAGAAUGUUGGUUGGCAGUGAGUUUGUUGGAGCUGUUAUAGGAAGACAAGGGCAGACAAUUCAUGGUAUUACAACUCAGACUAGGGCAAGAGUUGAUAUACAUAAGAGAGAACACUUGUCAUCAGACACAUUAGUCACAAUAAAAGGAAGUCCAGAAAGUUGUACAGAGGCAUGUAAAGAAAUUUACAAGGUCGUACAAACAGAAGCACAGUCAUUGAACAAAGGAGAAUAUCCUAUGAAGGUGUUAUGUCCAAAUAGUGUUUGUGGGAGAAUUAUUGGAAAGCAGGGAAAUGUCAUUAAAAAUUUCAUGGAACAAACAGGAGCUCACAUCAUUGUAUCUAGUGCCACAGACAUGAGUAAUUUUUACAUAGACAGAGUCAUUACAAUCACGGGUACCGUAGAUGCAUGCAGUAAAGCUGAAGCAUUGCUCAGUGAAAAAAUGAGAAAAUGUCUCGAUCAAGAUGCUCAAAGUUACAAUCAACAAAUGAAUAUGUUUGGUGGUAUGCCUCCAAUGGGUAUGAUGGGUCCAGGACCUAGUAAUAUGGGCUACCAAAACAUGAGGAAUUUCCCACCCUAUGGAAUGGAACAAGGAGGAGGAGGAGGAGGAAACUAUUAUCCAGGUAUUUAUGGGCAGGUACCAAACGUGCCUCCACAACAGGAGUUAGAAGUCACAUACCUCUACAUACCAGAAAACACAGUUGGAGCCGUUAUAGGCAGUAAAGGAUCAAAUAUUAAGGAGAUCAUGAGAUUAUCAAGUGCUCGCAUCAAGAUCCUUCCACAAAAAAAUGGAGAAAUGAAUGGUGAUAGAAAACAAGGAGGUCCUCAAAAUCAAAUGGAUGAAAGAAAAGUGAUAAUCACUGGAUCAGCUGAAUCACAAUGGAAGGCUCAGUUCUACAUCUUUGACAAAAUAAAGUCUGAAGGAGGUUUCGCUAGAAUUGAAGAGGUUCAUCUGCGAUCAGAAGUGAUGGUACCCAGGUCAAUGGUUGGAAGAAUCAUUGGUAAAGGUGGACAGAAUGUAAGAGAAAUGCAGAGAGUUAGUGGUGCUAUAGUUAAACUGCCAGAAGUCAACAGUCAACAAAAUCCACAAGAUGACUCUGAAGUCGCUGUUUCAAUUAUUGGACAUUUUUAUGCUAUGCAGCCAGCCAUCAGACGAAUCCGAUCUCUGGUUAAUCAGCGAGGAAACCAACAAGGAGGAAUGAUGGGUGGCCCAAUGGGCGGCAUGGGAGGUAUGGGAGGUCCACCACAACAGAGAAGACCCAGACGGGAACAAAAUGGAAAUUAAAUGAUUGAGAUUAAACAUAUGAUGUAUUACCUCCAUGUGAAGAUCGUUAAAAAGAAAAAUUAUUUGACUUGUUUUAAAAAGGCUUUAUUGUUGAUGUAUUGUUUCUCUCCCAGUAUAUAGCUCCAUUUUACAGGGGCUAGGGAGGUGUUAAAGGGCAUUAAUUAAUAGUAUUAUGGACGAUUCACUGGAGGUCGAUGAUAGAGGGAUGGGGGUCGUAGAGAUCAAAGGAAGGCCAUUGUUAUUUUUGUUUUGAAAAUAGCAUGGUCUUUUUGUAAUAGAAUUUAUUUUUGAUACUUGUUGAAAGCAUUUUUUUUUUGUUAUAAUUUUUAUGACCUGUUUUUAUGGGUGGUUUUUUGCCCAUAUGUUGACAAUUUAAAAAAAAAAAUGAUAAAAUUAGAAUUUUUAUUUCCAACUAAACUUCCACUUGUAUAGAAAAUUUGGUAACAAUUCUAUUCUGUUUCCUAAAUCACAGGUCUGACAAUUACACCAUAUUAUGUUACCAAUCAACAGAGGAUGCAUUUAUAUAAUUCUCAUCUGUUCAUUAAAGUACAUUAAGUUAAUCCUUCAUAUCUGUAUUGGGUUCCGGUGAGGGGAUCAAAAUAAGAUUUUGGGUUCAGUGCAAAUUAGAACAAGGGAAAGGGGCCUUUUUUAAAGUCAAAUCUUGCUAUUUGCAGGUAAAUAACUUUUAUUAUAUAUAAGAAGAUCAUUAUUUCUCAACCGAACUCCUAUGUAAAAGAUUUCAACUAUAAAGGCAUCUGGAUAUGACAUCAUACUAAUAAAAUGUUUGAUGAACAGUUGAGAAUUUACAAAUGUUACAACAUCCACUUUUCAACUAAGUAUUGAAAACUUUAUUUCAUUAUUACAAUUUUAUUUCUUCUCGACAACACACACACGUAUAACUGUCAACAUUUGAUUUCUUCUGUUAUCACUGGAUAAUAAGAAGUAACAUGGCAAACUAUCAAAUGUAGCAACACUGACAGAAGUCUCACUUACAUCAGACAGGCAUCUCACAAGUCGCAAUUCUGUGUGUGACCACUGCAAUGUUUACUAUUGUUAAUGAUUUUUGAUUAAAGUAAUUGGCACAAGAUAAAGCCAUGAAAAAAUGUUCAACAAUUUUGAAGUGUUCACAUACAAAAUAUUGAUGACUAAAGUUUUAUCGACGAAUAUACAACAAACAUUGUUGCAUUUAUAUAACAUCAGUCAUAAUAAUUAUCUACCUUGAGAGGUAUGAAGGAACAUCAUAUUAUCUGACAUGGCCACACAUCUAUUCAGAUAAUAUGUUGAUCAAAAAUAUUCAAAACUACAUAUAUACAAGACUUGCAUGAAGUGAAUGAUAAAUUCAUUCUACUACAAGUCCUGCUGUAUAUGACAAUUUAAAAAAUUGCCGACUUUUUCAUUGUCAAAUUAAUGUACAUCGUAUAUCUGCAACCAAAAAAGACUUGAUAAUGGAAAAGUUAGCAUUACAAUGAUUUCUCAUUGGGAGAAAAUGAUGAGCCUAUUUUAAACAGUUUGUGUAAUAAUUGUCAGGAUUUCUACUGUAAUUCAAAGGUUUUGUCAAGUUCUAUUUGCCACAUGCAUUUCAGAGUUGAUUUAUUGUUAAAGAGUUUGAAAAUAAUUCAGUAACUGGAAAUGUGAGACUAUACUAAAAAGGACUAUUUAAAGUGCAAUAGAAAUUUGUCAUAAUUUGCAGCAACAUAAAGCCGAAUCAUGUCAUCCAACUUAUGCAAACUUUUGUAAUUUUCUAUGACUUUACUAACAUCAGUUGAUUAGAAAUUUUGACAAUUAUCAAAUUUUGAAAACAUUGUUAUAUAUAAAUUUGAUACUUUGGUGGUACCAGCUGAACAAUUGCUGAAUGUGAAGUAUUUACUUUGUAUGGGAAAUAAUUUAAUCAUGAAACUGGAUACAUGUACUGGGUAAUAUAAAUGAUUGUAAACAAUUCAUUUUGAUACAUGUACUGAGAAUUGUAAAAAAAUUUAAUACUUCACAUGAAUUCCACCUCAGCAUGUGAAAUAUCCAUUGUUUUAGCAAACAUUGGCUGCAUUGUAAAUAGCAGUCUUUUUUUCAGUCGUUUGUUUCUUGGUGUUAUUCAUUAAUGUUUUUUUAAAGUUAAAUAGUUACCUUUAUACAGUUUGGUGAUCCUCAGCAGUGAACUAAAAUUACUUCUGAAUAGUUUGAUAUUCUGUUAACUUUAUAUGUACAUUUUGAUGGGACAUUUAGUCCUUGCCGUAAAAAUAUACACACAAAAUAAUUAAAAUCAGAGUAAUUAUAGGCCACUGCUAAGAUAAGCUCUCAAUUGGAGCUCCUGAACAUGUUUUUAUACUUUAUCUGUCUGUCAAUCUAUAUAUACAAUACUGAUAAAGAUGAACAUGUUUUUGAAUGUACAGAUUUCUUGUAAACUUUUAUGGUUCUUUACAGGUUAUAUACUGCGUGAUUUAAUUUUCCCCUUUUUUAAUUUUCAAAGAAUUGUACUGAGCCAAGUCUAGAAAGCUAAUUCUUCUCGGACAGAAGUAUCAUUGUAUUUGUACAAGGCCAGUAAUUCUUGGUAUCUUUAGUAUAUGUUUAUUAUUUAGUGUACAAUAUUGUCUUAAUACUUUAUUUCUGUAAAAGAGAAAAUGCCAGCUUUGUAAAGGGAAGUUUUUAUACUGAAUCCUAUUGCUCUAUUAGACCUUUUUAAAAGAUAUUUUACUAGUUUCUUGACUUAUGUCAGCAAUUUUCAAUUUAAGACAGAUUAGUCCAGUAUUAACUGACUUUGUUGUUAUAGUGACGUAUUUCAUUCAUCCAAAAUAGUCCAUCAAUGCUUCAUAAAGUUCAAAACUACGACAUACUGUAAACUGUUGGGUUGAGUUUGUCUAAAGAAAAAUUUCCUUUUACACUGUUGUUAAGUUUUAUCUACCUCAUUUAAAGGGAUGUGUAUUUUACAAGGAGGACUGCAUUUUCUCUUUACAAUCAUAUACAGACUUGGCUCAACAUAGACGUUUUUCAGUUUUAUAUAUAACCACUGUAGUUUUCGUCCUCCGUAUUAAAAGUAGUUCAGUAAUAGAUAACACACAGCCAUUUCAGAUCUAAUGUCAUCCAAAACGCUACAACACCUUAUGUUAUUUGUUAAAGGUGUUUACAAUCGUAAUACUCUAAUGCAGUUUCUAUUAGAUUAAAUCAACAUUACCAUGUCCAUGUAUGUUUGCAAACAUAUUUUCUUUAGGGACAUAACUUCUGCAAAUGGUAGAUUUAUUAUACAAUUUAUAUAUAUUGAUGAUUCAGUGCAACUAUUGAAUACAAAAGUAAUUACUUCAAUAUUUGUUUAUUUAACAAAUGAACAUAUCUGAUAAUUGGUGCACAGGAUGACAUUGGAUUCUGGACGAGCUACAGUUUAAUGCAUGUUUUGUCAAGUUGCCACGGCUAAACUGUAUUAAAUAUCUGAACAGUUUCUCAUUUCUGCCGGAAAUAAAGUAUUCUAGUUA